UCAGACAAGAACCUCUCUUUCUUUGUCUCCACUCUCUCAAAGUUUUCAACUCUCAAACUCUCUACCUUCGACGCCCUCCUCCUCUUUUCGUGUAUGUCUAUGUGUCCAAGGCACAGAGAAUCCCUUUUUGUACCUCCCAGCCUUUUCUUCUUCCUUUGAGUGAUGGCUGUGAGCUUUCUUCGCUCAUAGGCUUUCCACAUUGCCGUGAUCUUCCUCAUCACCACUUUCUUUCGUCUUAGGUCCUAGAUUACACUGACUUGAACGCAUCAUCCCUUUUUCUUUCUUUCUCUGUUUUAUUACCUCUGGGAAUUCAAAGGACAACAAGCCUAACAAAAGACAGUAGAAAAAAUAGAAACAGAAAGAAAAGCCAUGGCAGGUGGUAAAGUCUGUGAUGGUUCUAAUAUGACUGUUUUGCUUCAAAACGACACUCUCCCUUGUGAUUCUCUCUGGAUUCCCACUUCUCCUGCCACCCUUCCUGCUCCAAAAUCUGUGAUUGACUUCGAGAAUGAUGGUAGAGAGGACACCAUGGACACGCCAUUCUUCCAAGCUCUUGUUAAAGAAGAAAGCGGCGAUGAAGAUUUUGAUGUGUGCCUUAACCCACCAGGCAAGAAAAGGAGGCUCACAGCUAGUCAAGUUCAAUUUCUUGAAAGAAACUUUGAGGUUGAAAAUAAGCUUGAGCCGGAGAGAAAGAUACAGCUUGCUAAGGAACUUGGAUUACAGCCUCGCCAAGUUGCAAUAUGGUUUCAAAAUCGGCGGGCUCGGUUUAAGAACAAACAGCUGGAAAAGAACUAUGACUCUUUGAAAACCAGCUACGAUAAGCUCAAGCUUGAUUAUGACAAUCUCCUGAAGGAGAAUGAGAAUUUGAAAAAUCAGCUUGUUUCCCUGAAAGCGAAGUUGCUGGCUGGCGAGAAAGGGCUGAGAAAUUUAGAACCAGUUGAAGCCAUGAAUCCACCAGAUGCAGAACUUGGAAACCCAGUUGCUAAAACUGUUUCUGAAGUUGUUUCCAAUGCACCAUUGCUGAUACUCAAACAAGAAGAGGCAAGUUCAGCAAAAAGUGAUGUGUUCGAUUCAGAUAGCCCGCAUUCAUUAUUGGAACCGGGUGAUUCUUCUCAUGUUUUUGAGCCAGAUCAUUCAGAUUUCUCACAGGAUGAAGAAGAUGAACUUGGCAGGAGCCUUUUGCCCACACCAUUGUUUCCAAAAUUAUACCAAGAUCUGCCUGCAAAUUCAUGCAGUUUUGAAUUCCCAGUGGAAGAUCAACCAUUUUGGUCCUGGACUUACUGAGUUAAUUAUAUGUCAUAGAUAUAUGAGCUUCCACUUUGCUGCUAAUACAAAUCGAAGUUCUCAGUUGUAAUUAUAUAUUUUCAUUAAAAGUGCUUGCCUUUA
This is a messenger RNA of Manihot esculenta (cassava), 1383 nucleotides long. RefSeq names its product homeobox-leucine zipper protein HAT5. Gene Ontology annotation, biological process: positive regulation of DNA-templated transcription. Gene Ontology annotation, cellular component: nucleus. Lineage: Eukaryota; Viridiplantae; Streptophyta; Magnoliopsida; Malpighiales; Euphorbiaceae. The record is from RefSeq and is a predicted model, not a curated record. The coding region runs from base 370 to 1281 and encodes 303 amino acids. Gene Ontology annotation, molecular function: sequence-specific DNA binding; DNA-binding transcription factor activity, RNA polymerase II-specific. The transcript is spliced from 3 exons.